CUUGGCUCAGAGCUGAAAAGAUUAUCCUCCCAGGAGCUGCGGCGGAGCGCUCCUCCUCCUCUCCUCCUCCUCCUCCUCCUCUCCUCUUCCACCACCAUCACCACCACUUCUUCCUCGCUGGAGAAAAGCGCCGCCUGAAGCGCGCGCAACAGCGACCCUCGCCUUUGCCAAAGAACCGGGCAGGCGCGCGCGCUCGGUGGCUCCCUCGGUCGCAUUGCGCCUCGCAGCUCCAGGACCCCGGGAGGAGACGGACGCAGAAUAAGCAACAAUGAGGAAACCCCUUGCAACCAGUUGGAUUUUACUUCUCCUUCUCCUGCUCCAGAUGGAUCCCUCUGUUUCCAAGAAGAAGCCUAAACCUGGUGGUGGCUGGAAUACCGGGGGCCAACGCCCACCUGGUUACCCCCAGCAACAUCCUCCAAACAGACCUAAUUAUCCACAAGGUGGUUACAAUCAACCUUAUCCUGGGCAUGGAGGAGGCUACGGAGGAGGCUAUGGAGGCGGUUAUGGAGGCGGCUAUGGAGGCGGCUAUGGGGGCAGCCAGUAUGGCAAGCCCUGGAAGCCCAAACCACCCAAGCCCAAAAUGAAGCAUAUGGCAGGAGCAGCUGUGGCUGGAGUUGCAGCAGGUGCACUGGGGGGUUACCUCUUAGGCCGUUCCAUGUCAAACAUGCAGUUUAUGUUUAACAAUCCUAGUGAGCAGCAGUGGUGGAAUCAAAACCGCGACCGCUACUCCGACCAAGUUUACUACCCAAAGUAUGACCAACCAGUUUCGAGGGACGUCUUCGUGAGAGACUGCACGAAUGUUACCGUGACCGAGUACAUUGAGCCCAGUGGGAACAAGACAGCAGAUGACACAGAAAGAAAGAUGGUGACGCAAGUGGUGACGCAGAUGUGCACUGAGCAAUACAGGUUGAUGUCAGGUGUCACUUCGCUGUUUACUAACCCUUCUGUGCUUGUAAUAAUUACACUGAUUUUAUGUUUCCUGAUACACUGAGUUGCUUUCCUGAAGGUUCUCUCUUGUUGAGCUAGCAGUGUGGAGAAGGGAACUCUAUAAAGCAUACACCUGGUGGGAGAAUACAUUCUUGUAUGUGCAAUUUUUAAUGGGUGUGUUUAAGAGUUGUUCUAUCUCUUAAGUAUUCUUGAACAUACUGGCUUCAUCUGACAUGGUCCCUUCAUAACCACCUGUGAUUCUGUCUUUAGCUGCAAAAAAGUUUUGGGUGGGGAAAAGGAGGGACAUAAGAACAUUUUAUAAGAACCCCUACCCUGCUAGAAAUCUCACUCCAUUCUCACUGAGCUUGCGCUUACACACAAUAUAGUAACAUACAUAAGAAUGGCUAAGUAAUUAUUUUUAGAUUUAAUGCAGCAAUCAUUUUGUAUUAUCACAAAGUCUGGCUUCCCAAAGGACCAAGUAUAUCUUCACAAGGAAGGGCUUGCAUUUUUAAAAGGGCUUUGGCAACCAGAGCUGAUCUGCAUGAUAGCCUUGGAGCUCUUGAGAGACCUAUCCACCACGACUAAUUCACACAUGGACAUUUUGAAGGCUAUUCCACAUGUAAGAAAAACUUCUUGCCUAUGAAGCACAAUUGCUGCAGAUACACAGCAUGUGAUUAAUCUUGCUGAAGGCAAGUAGCUUUGAAACAAAGACACCAUGGUGGAAAUACUUUAUUCAAAGCAAAAGAAAAAUGUCAGUUUUUGGAAGGGGAAGGAGCAGGUUGAAAUAUUAUUUCUGUUAAGAAAUAAGAAAUUUCUGAAACAAUUUCCAGAAAUUUAAAGCUAUUGAAAAUUGUUAAUUGCCAUAAGUGGGACUUCAGAGUUCAAGGGUAUGAUGAAAAAUGACCUUAUAAAUAGACUAAGAAUAUGAAAUAUAUAUAUUCAUCUUCCAAAGAGGACUUCAAUUUCUCUCCUUUUAAAUGAUAAUUGUUCUGAUUCAAAUGGGAUAAGCUUAUCAGAAAGCUAAUAUUAAUGAUUCAAUUAACAUUAGGAGUAAGAAAGCAUCCAAUAGAUCCUUGGACCAAAAAAUCACUAGGAAAUUGAAGGUUUUAACUCUGGAGAACUUUGGAAUUAACUUUCACUUCCGGUACCAAAGUCACUUUCAUUGGCUUCUUUAGAAAGUCAAAGAAAUAUUCACAAAGAAACUGAAAUGUAGACUUUUCUCUGCAACAACUGGAGAACCUGACAGUGCUACUAAUUCACAGAACAUUUGUGUUGUGUGUGGGGAAAUUACUCAUGCCAUCCACGCUGAUGUCUCAGCUGGUCCCAAUACUGCUAGUUAGAACAUGAAACACAGAAUCAUAGGGCUGGAACCUGGAAGGGACUUAUAGUCCAACCCCUUGCUCAAGGCAGCAGACCUUAUACCAUCCUAGUCUAUUAAGCAAGAGGGAGUGAGCCCCUUUGUCUUCAGCUACAGGCCAGAAUAAGAAAUUCAUGGAUGGUCUUCUAAUGAACUUUGAGAGCAAGAGCCUAAUGUUGAGCUUGUGAACUGAUUUUGCGGAAUCAGGUUUUGCAUUUGGCAUACUGAGGCACUAUUUAGAAUUAUUCUUUAAACAAGAUUGCUACGAAUACCUUGCUCUUUCCACACGUUGCUUUGGCUUUCUUAUUGUUUUAUUUAGUUCCUUGAGAUUUGGGCUGCAAAAGCUGACAUGGCCUCCACAAGUGUCACAUUUUUUUACCAAAUGUUUAGCAGAGUUUGUGUUUGUUAUUUCUCCAUUGUAUACAACAAGGCUUAGAAAUAUUACUGCUAGAAACACAACAGCCACUGGAAUUCAGCUAGUUUGAAGAUGCCAUAGUCAUUUAAUUUUAAGACCUAAUUGAAAAUUGUACUUCGGGCUGUAAUAAUUUUGUCUGUCUUAAUGCUUUCAGCCUACGGUGGUUAUAAAGGGUACUUUUUUAAAACUCUGGUGUAUUUCAAUUGAUUUGCUGAUUGACACUGUGUUUGUACCAGAUAUAAAAUUGUAAAUGUAGUAAAAAUAUAAUGGGAUAUGCUCUUCACCUACUGAGUAUAUCUGGUAUAUAUGAAUAUUUUCCCAGGUGAUUACAUACAUGGGAAUGUGUGCUAGUUAUUACUUAUUUGGGUUUAGGGAUUUCUUUUUCUUUUAUUUAUUGAGUUGUUGAGAUGUAUUCUGUGUUUCGGGAGGGGGGGCUGCACCAAGGGAGGCUCAUUCAAUCUCAUUUUACACGUGUUGUGCAUUGACAAUAAAGGUUUGAUUUGAUUUGAUUUGAUAUUGUAAAUGCCAACUUUAAAUAUUGUUGUUUUAAUAUAAGAGCAAAAAAAAAACUAAAUUGAGGGGAAUGUUGGAUUUUGAAGUGACAUGUCAGUUGUCAUUGGGAUAUUUUGUAACUCUGUAACUAUGCAUGGGCUUCAUUUUGAUUUGCAUUUUUUUAAAUUAAAUGUUUGAUAUAAAGUUAAAAAUAAAAUAUGAGAAAUCAA
Messenger RNA from Pantherophis guttatus, 3421 nucleotides. RefSeq names its product major prion protein-like. NCBI's taxonomy places the organism in Eukaryota, Metazoa, Chordata, Lepidosauria, Squamata, Colubridae. Gene Ontology annotation, biological process: protein homooligomerization. The record is from RefSeq and is a predicted model, not a curated record. Gene Ontology annotation, cellular component: membrane.